AUAUAGCUCAGAUGCCACAGAACUCUUCCACACAGCAGUAGCGUCUAGCAAACUAGCAUUGUCCAGAGUGGUGGCUUCCUCUGAUUUACCGUUUAAGCGUAUAGCUUCAGGGAGUGUCAGCAGUGAAACACUUCUGCUUUUGACCAACAGCAGAGGUUUUCUAAAUAAAUUGAAGGGUUCGCCAGAAACCUGCCCUUUAACCCCAGCCAAGAGCGCGCCGCCGGGCGUGCGGCCGCCCCUCCCCGCGCCCUCAGGCCGCCGCCUCAGCCGCAGGGAACAGCUCCGAGGCCGGACACCACGUCAGGCCGCCGACGGCCGGCCCCUCAGCGCGUUCGCACUGUCCGCGCGCGGCCGUCCAGGCGCACCGCCCGCCGCCCAGCUGCGGAGUCACACGCGGGGACCUCCCCCCGGCGCCCCGCCCCCGAAGCUCGCACACAGCACCCCCGGCCGCUCUCCGGGGCAGCUCCACAGCCCCGCGCCGGCCGCCCUGCCCGGUGACCACCCCGCGCGGGGGGAAGCCUCGUCCGCCCCGUUCCUCCGCCAGGUCACAGGGGCGCCGUCCGCCCCCGGCGGGAGGAAGGGGCGUGACGUCGCCAGAACUCCCGAGUGACGUCACGCGGGCGCGGGCGGGGCGGGCCGGUAGCCUCCGAGCCCGGCCGGCAGCCCUCGGCCCUGCCCCGCCCGCGGAAAGCGCGGGCUGCCCCGAGGGGCCGGCGUUCCCGCCGGGGGUUUGCAGGCUGCGAGGGCAAGAGGAGGAAAGCGAGCGGCCGUUUCUGCGCAGCCCCAGAGCGCGCCGCCUCUCCCCGGGGCUCUUGGGAAUCUCGAGGCAAUCCUGGAAGGCGUGAGUAUUUCAACUGUCCAAAGACAACUUCAUACCUAUAUAAUGUAACAGAAAAGGUCAGAAGAUAUUAGGCAAUUAGAAGUGUGGAGUGUAUUAAGCAAGAUGAGCGUCUCUGGCAGCAGUUCUGGAAGCCCUAGUUCUGCAGAUGUAUCUAAUGACUUUAAGGAUCUUUGGACAAAAUUAAAGGAGUAUCAUGAUAAAGAAGUACAAGGUUUACAAGUAAAAGUAACCAAAUUGAAAAAGGAACGAAUUUUAGAUGCACAAAGGCUAGAAGAAUUCUUCACCAAAAAUCAACAGCUGAGAGAGCAACAGAAAGUCCUUCAUGAAACCAUUAAAGUUUUAGAAGAUCGGUUAAGAGCAGGAUUAUGUGAUCGCUGUGCAGUAACUGAAGAACAUAUGCGGAAAAAACAGCAGGAGUUUGAAAAUAUCCGGCAGCAGAAUCUUAAACUUAUCACAGAGCUUAUGAAUGAAAAGAAUACUCUACAGGAAGAAAAUAAAAAGCUUUCUGAACAGCUGCAGCAGAAAAUUGAGAAUGACCAGCAGCAUCAAGUAACUGAGCUUGAAUCUGAGGAAAAUGCUAUUCCAGAUUCACCAAUAACGGCCUUUUCCUUUUCUGGCAUUAACCGGCUACGGAGAAAGGAGAACCUCCAUGUCCGAUACAUAGAACAAACACAUACUAAACUGGAACACUCUCUGUGUACAGAUGAAUUGAGAAAAGUUCCAAAAUCUUCAACUCAUCUGCAACAAAAGCCUAAUGAAAAUGAAACUCUAGUGGCUGACACUUGUGAUCAAAGUCAGUCUCCAAUGGCUAAAACACAUGGGACAAGCAGUUAUCCCACUGAUAAGUCAUCUUUUAAUUUAGCUACAGUUGUUGCUGAAACACUUGGACUUAGUGUUCAAGAAGAAUCUGAACCUCAAGGUCCCGUGAGCCCUCUUGAUGAUGAGCUCUACCACUGUCUGGAAGGAGAUCACAAGAAACAACCUUUUGAGGAAUCUGCAAGAAAUAGUGAAGAUAGUUUAAGAUUUCCAGACUGUAAUUCAAAGACUCCUCCUCAAGAAGAGUUGCCCACUCGGGUAUCAUCUCCUGUAUUUGGAGCUACGUCUAAUGUGAAAAGCAGUUUAGGUUUGAAUACAAGUUUGUCCCCUUCUCUUUUAGAGACUGGGAAAAAAAAACAUCUGAAAAUGGCACCUUUCAGCAAUACUUCUAACUCUAGAUCAGAGAAAACUAGAUCAAAAUCUGAAGAUAAUGCCCUUUUCACACAUCUUUAUCUUGGGUCUGAGGUGAACAAGAUCAUUAGCCAAUCAUCUUCUAAUAAGCAAAUGCUUAUAAAUAAAAAUAUAAGUGAAUCCACAAGUGAACAGGAGAAUCUUGAUCAUAUUAAAGAUGCUAUUACUGAUAAAGAUAAACAUGUGAUGUCCCUGAAAUCAUUGGGAGGCAGAACAUCCAAAAGGAAGAAAAUUGAGGAAGAAAGUGAAGAUGAAGUAAGCUGCCCCCAAGCUUCUUUUGAUAAAGAAAAUGCUUUUCCUUUUCCACCCGAUAGUCAUUCUUCCUUGAACGGAGACUGUGUGAUGGACAAACCUCUGGAUCUGUCUGAUCGAUUUUCAGCUAUUCAGCGUCAAGAGAAAAGCCAAGGAAGUGAGCCCUCUAAAAUCAGAUUUAGGCAGGCGACUCUCUCUGAGGCUUUGAAGCCCAUCCCGAAGAGCUCUUCUUCAAGCCGCGAGGCCUUGAGUGGGAGCUGUACGUUAACCAGAGAUUCCCCAGAGGAGCCCUGUUUACAGGAUUGCGGCCUCCAGUCUUUGAGUAAAUCCUCUCCAGAUAAUAAAACACCAUUACAAAUAAAGGAAGAAAAUCCUGUCUUUAAAAUCCCUCUAUGUCCACGUGAAAGUUUGGAGACAGAGAGUCUUUUUGAUGACAUGAAGGGUGCUGGUUCUCAUGAGCCAAUAAAAAGAAAACCCAGGUCAAUCCAUGGAGCAUGUGAACUUGCGUCUGUUCUUCAGUUAAAUCCGUGUAGAAUUUCUAAAGCAAAGUCUUCACAAGACAGCCAAGAUACGUCCUUUGAAAAUACCCAGUGGAGUGUAGAUCCAGGAGCAGACCUUUCUCAGUAUAAAAUGGAUAUUACUGUAAUCAACACAAAGGAUAGCAGUCAGUCAAGAUUAGCAGGAGGAGAGACAGUGGACAUGGACUGUACAUUGGUUAGUGAAACUGUGCUUUUAAAAAUGAAGAAGCAAGAGCAGAAGAGAGAAAAAAGUCCAAAUGGAGAAAGAAAAAUGAAUGAUAGCUUGGAAGAUAUGUUUGAUCGGACAACACAUGAAGAAUAUGAAUCCUGUUUGGCAGAUAGCUUCCCCCAAGUAGCAGAUGAAGAGGAGGAAUUGUCAGCUGCCACAAAGAAACCAAACACUCAUGGUGAUAAACAAGAUAAAGUCAAACAGAAAGCAUUUGUGGAGCCGUAUUUUAAAGAUAAUGAAAGAGAGACUAGCUUACAAAAUUUUCCUCAUAUUGAGGUGGUUCGGAAAAAAGAAGAGAGAAGAAAAUUGCUUGGACACACAUGUAAGGAAUGUGAAAUUUAUUAUGCAGAUAUUCCAGCAGAAGAAAGAGAAAAGAAGUUGGCUUCCUGCUCGAGACACCGAUUCCGCUACAUUCCACCCAACACACCAGAGCAUUUCUGGGAAGUUGGUUUUCCUUCCACUCAGACUUGUAUGGAAAGAGGUUACAUUAAGGAAGAUCUUGAUCCUUGUCCUCGUCCAAAAAGACGGCAGCCUUACAAUGCAAUGUUUUCACCAAAAGGCAAGGAGCAGAAGACAUAGGUAUUGAAGCAAAAACAGGAUAGAGCACAGUUUUUCUUCUUGUUAGUUAUUUAUAGUUAAAGUUGGUAUUAAACAUUGAUUUUUUUUUGAUCUUCUGUAAACUGAUUUAUAAAUCAUUUUUCUAUUGAAAUAUUUUUAAAUGGCAUUUAACCACCAUACAAACAACUAUUUAAAAUGUGGAUAAGUGUAUGUUGUAUGUAGUUGCUUUUGCACCUUUAAAACAAUAAGGUGCUUUCAUUUUGCACUCUAACUUAAGAGUUGUUUAUUUACUGUAUUUGGUAAUACCUAAUUACAAUUUGGAAAAUAUGG
Messenger RNA from Equus caballus (horse), 3955 nucleotides. The record is from RefSeq and is a predicted model, not a curated record. Lineage: Eukaryota; Metazoa; Chordata; Mammalia; Perissodactyla; Equidae.